GCGCACGGGACAUUAGUUUGUGAACCGCACUUUCUGUAACAUGGCGUUAUGAAAUAAUCUGGAAAAUCCAACGUCCAAAAUAUACCUAAACAAACACAAAACUCCUUUUCUUCAAAAUGGCUGUUCUUUAAUACACUCUUCCAAAACAUUUUAUUUCGCAUUUUUUUCAACACUAGAUACAAAUUAUGUUGGAACCAUAUAAUUCAGAUGACAUAUGGCUUGUUGUUUUAGGUUUUCUCAUAGCGUUUGUUUUGGCUUUCGGUAUAGGGGCAAACGACGUAGCAAAUUCGUUUGGAACGAGUGUAGGAUCGAAAGUAUUGACAAUAUUUCAAGCUUGUUGUUUGGCUACAAUUUUCGAAAUUUCGGGAGCUAUAUUAAUCGGUUAUAAAGUAUCGGAUACGAUGCGCAAAGGUAUUUUGGACGUGAAUAUGUACAAAGAUGCUGAAAAAGAACUGAUGUUGGGCUCGAUAAGCGCCUUAACUGCUAGCGCAAUCUGGUUGAUAGUCGCUACAUUUUUCAAGCUUCCCAUUUCCGGAACUCACAGUAUUGUAGGAGCUACAGUCGGCUAUAGCGUAAUUUUAAGGGGUACCCAAGGUGUUCAAUGGAAAACUUUAGGAAAAAUUGUUGGUUCUUGGUUUAUCUCUCCAGUUUUUAGCGGUAUUACAUCCUGUUGUUUGUUGUGGGUAAUAAAAAGAUUCAUAUUAUCCCGCCCGGAUCCGUUAGAAGCCGGUCUAAUGUCAUUACCGCUAUUUUACAGUUUCACGAUACUCAUAAAUCUUUUUUCCAUUAUCCAUGAUGGUCCUAAGCUACUCCAUAUGGAUAACAUCCCGUUAUGGAUGGCUACUACCAUAAGCGUCAGUAUAUCUCUUUUCUUCAUGGUAGUUAUAUGGUUGUUCGUAGUACCCUGGCAACGAAGGAUCAUUAAAAAAAAGGAAAUCGAAGAUAAGAAAGCUGCAGUUAAUUUUAAUAUAGGAGAAAGUUCGGAUACUUCGCCCGAAGGAAGUCCGAAUCGUAAACCGAAUCGCAAUUCCGCUUGCUUCGAUCGUCAAUUAACCGUCAUAUCCGAAAAUACAGAACUACAAGCUCUCGAUCAAAACCGCAUAACGGCGGCUAAAUAUAUAUUUCCAGUUCAAACCAGCGAUAAGCCGGUUUUUACAGCAGGUACGAAAGAUACAGACGUUCACAAAUACGUUAGACCCACGGAACUUAAACUAGUAGAGAGUACGACAAGUGUCAAUCCCGCUUUAUCUCCAAGCUCAAGCGGCGUUCCGUUGAUUAUAAAUAGGAAUUCCGCUGGUCACUGUGAUCAAGCGAUACCAGUUCGUGAUAUUGAAAAAAACGGCGAUUUAUUUGUUGAAAAUAAAAGUGUAUCGAAAUUGUUUAGUUUUUUACAAGCCCUAACAGCUACGUUCGGUAGUUUUGCGCACGGGGGUAACGAUGUGAGUAACGCUAUCGGACCGUUAAUAACUCUAUGGUUAAUCUAUUCAGAAGGCAGUGUUCAACAAAAAGCAGAAACUCCCUUAUUCAUACUUUUGUAUGGUGGUUUUGGUAUUUCUGUGGGUCUUUGGUUGUGGGGAAGGAGAGUUAUUGAAACAAUAGGAGAGGAUUUGACUACAAUCACACCAUCGACUGGAUUUACCAUAGAAGUCGGUUCGGCGUUCACAGUAUUGUUAGCUAGUAAGAUCGGCAUACCUAUUUCUACUACGCAUUGCAAAGUUGGGUCUGUUGUUUUUGUCGGAUAUUUUAGUUCGUCGAAAAGGGGAGUUGAUUGGAGUCUAUUUAGAAAUAUAAUUUCUGCAUGGGUGGUAACGGUUCCGGUAGCAGCUCUUCUUUCAGCCGGCACUAUGUUGUUAUUAAGUUAUAUAGUUUUAUCAAAAGUUCAGUAGAAAUGUUGUUAUCGUAUUUAUUUUUUCCUUUUAUUUUAUUAAAUUAUCUUAUUCGUAAGACUAGAUCCAAACCACUCUAGUAUUACUGCGUUGUAACUAAUAAUUCUUUCAAUAACAACAAAACUGACGUAACUUCGAAAUUUUUUUUAACACUUAUAUAGAGAACGCAAGCGCCGUUACACGAAACCUCCUUCCGCUCCGUUACGUACAGUGUUGCCACUUGAUGAUUUUUUUCAGGAACUAAAAUUUACUCGUAAAGUAUAACACCGCAGAAUAAUAAUACAGUUUCUUUAUAAAAUAUUAUUAUUAUUAUUCUACAACGAACACAUGAUCGAUAAUAAUAAUAAUAAUAAAAUGCUUUUAAUAGUUAUUCGAUUAAAAUAUCUACGCAGACAUCAGCACUUAAUCCCGAUUAUCGACUUGUAUUUGUAGAUUACGAAAUAUAUGUGGCAACGCUGGAAUAAUAUGCUCAUUCGAGUUGACUCGUUCGCGUUCGUAUUUUUACGUGUAGUAUAAACUGAAAUGUGUCAUUUUUAUUUGCAGGUUAUUUAAAAAUGUUUUAAAAUACUAUUUAUAUAUGAAAGAAUUAUUUCAGAUUAUAUAUUUAGAAUCGUCGAAUCUUAUAUUAGAAAUUUAAUUCGGUAAUUUUUAUAAACGUUUUACGACAGUUUAAAUCAGUAAUUUUUGUUUGUGGAUUUAACCAUAGACUGUGGCUGUAAUGAUAUUAGAAAAAUGUUACUGUUUUUUGUGUCUCAGCUCUGCUACUUAAAAGUAAUAAACUGUAGGUUUUCGAAAACCUUUUAGAUAUAUUGUGACACUUUUUUUCAGUAAAAAGGCAUAUAUAGAUCACUCGAAUAAAUUAGAACGUCGUUUCCUAAUACCUGUUUCGUUUAAACCGUCAAUAAUAAUGAGAAAAACCCCCACGAUUAUUAGAAUAGAAAGAAAAUCGUGCUAAGAAGGAGUCUGUAAUUUAUUUUACAUUUCACCUACACUGCAAAAAAUGAUUUCAUCAUCAUAUAAUUUUAUUUUUUGUAAUUAUGUAUCGAGUAAUAUACUAUAUUUUUUCUACGACUAUUUAAUAAUAAGUUAUGCAAGAAUUCAUAAAUUACCCCACUAAAUUGUAGACUUUUUCUUAUUAUAUAAACGUUUGGAUCUUUUUUCGUUUACUUUUUUUGAUUUUUUUUUUUAAUUUUUUAUGAACCGUUAAAUGUAUAUUUUUGAUAAAUAUAAAAAGCUUAAAUUUCAUGAAAUAUUACAAAAUCUAUUGUAUGUUGAAACUUUUUUAUUGAUCCCAAUAAAUUUCUUUUGUUUUUUUAAUA
Molecule: messenger RNA, 3205 nt
Organism: Diorhabda sublineata
Lineage: Eukaryota; Metazoa; Arthropoda; Insecta; Coleoptera; Chrysomelidae
Gene: NaPi-III
Product: sodium-dependent phosphate transporter 1-A
Exons: 10
Coding region: 186-1886 (566 amino acids)
Biological process (GO): phosphate ion transmembrane transport
Cellular component (GO): membrane
Molecular function (GO): phosphate transmembrane transporter activity
Source: RefSeq, a predicted model, not a curated record